AAUCCGAGAGUCUCUGCUUCAGCUCUCACUAGACUCCAGCUGCCCCAGGCGGUUUCCCUCGCCCUUCUCUGUCCUCUGUUCCCCCAGGUGGCUCAGGCAGCUUCAGCUGCUCCUCUCGACUCUCCUCCCCCUUAACGUGGGUUCCACCCUCUGAGCCUCUGCUCCGGUCCGCCCAGUCUAUCGUUGGUCAGCCCCGUCCGCAGCUCCAGGUUCCUCCAGCACCCUGCGUUUAAGAGGCUCCCCUCCAGUCCUCCCUGUCGGUCCCUGGUUCAGCUUGAAGCCCAGAAAGGCUCCGCUCCGGUCUGCCUGAUUCAGCGGCUCUCUCCGUCCGCCCCGUCGGCAGGGCAGUGCCACACAGCUCUGAUUCCCGAUGGCCGGGGAAUACCAGCUCGCGUCCAGCCAGCUCCAGUUCCGCAUCUUGCUGCUGGGGGACGCGGAGGUGGGCAAGACUUCGCUGCUGCUUCGCUACCUGGAGGGAGACUUUUGGGAUGAUCAGCCCCCCAGCUCCACCGUGGGCGUCGAGUUCUACUGCCGUAUGUUGGAGCUGGCCUCGGGUCUGAGGGUCAAGCUGCAGCUGUGGGACACGGCAGGAGCCGAACGCUACAGGAGCAUAACUCGGUCCUUCUACCGGAAUAUGGCGGGUGUCCUGCUGGUCUUUGAUGUGACCAACAGGACGUCCUUUGACCACAUAGAAGACUGGUACCAGCAGGUGGCAUCCAUGCAAGUCCAGUACAAGGUUCUUUACGUGUUGCUUGGCCACAAGAGUGACCUGCAGCAGGCUCGGCAGGUGUCAACGCAGGAAGCAGAACAUUUAGCUGCGGUUUUGGGCACAUCUUUCCUGGAGACCUCAGCCAAGACCAACAGUAAUGUGGCUCUGGCCUUCGAGACCCUCACCCACGACAUCCAGCAGGCCCUCCAAAAUGGGGAGAUCAAAGUGGAUGGAACCUGGGGGGGAGUCAAGGUCAUUCACGGAGCUCAGCCUCCCCAAAACCAGCGGAGAAAAAAGCCAUCUCAACAAUGCCAGUGUUGACAUCAGCGAAGAUGGACAGAACGGACACGGAGAACCAAACCUGAGCUGGGAGGUCCUCACUGGACUCAACACUGGAAAGAACCUUGGGUCAUCUAAUCCAGUGCCCUCAUUUUAUGGAGGAAAAUAAUGAAGCUCAGAGAGGGCUAGUUACUUGCCCAAGGUCACACAGCUAGUCAGUGACUGAACCAGAUUAGAACCUAAACAGGGAAGUCUAAUGCUCUCUGUUCUGUUGAGCUGCUUCUCAGGGCACAAAGAUAAUGCCAUCAUUAUUCCUCUGGGAAAAAGGCCAGCAGGCCAGCUUGCCCUUGGGUCCACACUAAAUUGCCUGGUGGCAGAAGACAGAGAGGUCCUAUUGCCUCUAAGAUAAAAUGAUAAUAGCCAACUUUUAUGCAAUGAUUUAAGGUUUAGGGGCAGCUAGGUGGCACCAUGGAUAGAGCACCAGGCCUUGAGUCAGGAAGACUCAUCUUUCUGAUGAGU
Molecule: messenger RNA, 1507 nt
Organism: Phascolarctos cinereus (koala)
Lineage: Eukaryota; Metazoa; Chordata; Mammalia; Diprotodontia; Phascolarctidae
Gene: RAB42
Product: RAB42, member RAS oncogene family
Molecular function (GO): GTPase activity; GTP binding
Source: RefSeq, a predicted model, not a curated record